AUGCGAUACUACUUUUACCACGCCUUGUCGUGGCCCCAGCUGUCGUACGUCGCGGAAGACGAAAAGGGGAAGAUUGUGGGGUACAUCCUCGGCAAGAUGGACGAGGAUCCGGCCGACGGCAUCCCAAACGGCCACGUUACCAGCAUCUCGGUACUCCGGUCACACCGCCGCCUGGGGCUGGCGAAUAAGCUCAUGACAUUGAGCCAAACCGCGAUGCGCGACACGUUCAACGCGCAAUAUGUCUCGCUGCAUGUGCGCGAGACGAACCGUGCGGCGAUUGCUUUGUACCACGAGACGCUCGGAUUCCAGAUCCACGGCGUGGAGCACAAAUACUACGCCGACGGCGAAAACGCGCUGGCGAUGCGUCUGCAACUACAGGAGACUGCUUAA
Molecule: messenger RNA, 390 nt
Organism: Malassezia japonica
Lineage: Eukaryota; Fungi; Basidiomycota; Malasseziomycetes; Malasseziales; Malasseziaceae
Gene: ARD1
Product: N-terminal amino-acid N(alpha)-acetyltransferase NatA
Exons: 3
Coding region: 1-390 (129 amino acids)
Biological process (GO): N-terminal protein amino acid acetylation
Cellular component (GO): NatA complex
Molecular function (GO): protein N-terminal-serine acetyltransferase activity; protein-N-terminal-glutamate acetyltransferase activity
Source: RefSeq, a predicted model, not a curated record